Messenger RNA from Arachis ipaensis, 1567 nucleotides. The record is from RefSeq and is a predicted model, not a curated record. NCBI's taxonomy places the organism in Eukaryota, Viridiplantae, Streptophyta, Magnoliopsida, Fabales, Fabaceae.
CAUCUCAGUUUGAUAAUGAGGAGUCAGUAAAGUUACUGGGGUCAGACUUGUGGGUUAGAAAGGGUAGUAACAUUAGGAUAGAGUUGUUGCCGUGUGGUAAAGAGGACCGAGUCUGUGACCAGUUGAGGGAUUGGUCUUUCUUUUAUAUGUAUAGCUGUUUGUUUACCGAAUUGGGGGUCAAACUGCCUUUUACCGAAUUUGAAUGUGGGGUCUUAUACUGGUUGAACUGCGCCCCUACCCAGCUGCACCCGAAUUCUUGGGGUUUUGUACGGGCUUUCGAGGUAUUGAUGGGGUUAUUAGAUUACCCCCCUUCUCUGAGGCUUUUCUUCUCGUUGUUUCAAGCUAAGGGGGUGGGACGUGGGUUAUGGGUAAAUCUUAGUAGUUAUCCGCGUCGGGCUAUCUUUGGUCUGUAUAAAUCUUCUUUUAAGGAUUUUAAGUCGAUGUUUGUUAAGGUGAGGAGUGUGCCCGAGGAGUUUCCCUUCUAUUUGAAUGAGCACUUGGUCGAAAAGUUCCCCUUGUCUUGGUGUCCCGAACCUUAUCAGGUAUUAGACGUAGAUGAUAGGCAUCCAGAUGAUGAUAUUAUGAUGAGCUUUUUAUUUAAAUCAUUGGGUCCGAAGGGGUUGUUAUCGAUUGCCGAGAUGUUGAAAUGGGAUACUAAUAGACAGGCUGUUUAUGAUCACAUAGGUAACGUAAUUUGCCAUGCUUCUGUCUUUCCUUUAUAAGGUGCUCCUUCUGGUUUUUAUUUGCUUGUUUUUGUUUUGCAGCCGAGAGGGCUCCUGCCAUUACAACCGCGGGCCUGAAAUCUUUCUUCAAUCAGCGCAAGAAAGGUGAAAAGGAGGUGUCUUCGAAUGCUGGAAAAGGUGUAGCUGCCUUGAUUCAUCCUGGGCCGAAACAUAAGAGGAAGAGGGGACAAGCCCAGGGCAGCCUUGCCGAGGUUUUGGAGGGUAAGGGGGAGUCUUCUAUGAUUUUGGAGAAGGUUGAGUCUGCAUAUGAGUCGCAGAAAAGGCUUCACGGUUAUGACGAGAAUGAGCACGCUAGGUCUCUGUGGGCAAAGUUGUAUCCUUUCAGUACUAUGGCUGACGAACUGUGUUGUUUUCCGGACGAUAUGAAAAUGAUUGAGGAAGUCGGCCGAGCUGGUGUUAGUCGGUUUCUGCAGGUGAUUGGUGCUCGGAUUGUUGCCAUUGGCCGAGCACAGGAGCUUGCCCUGGAUCGGGAGCAGAUGGAAGCUUCCCGUGUAGAAGAGCUGUCUGGGAUCAUUCAGGAAAAAGAUCAGAAAAUCGCUGAGCUUGUUGCUUCUAUGGAGAAAAAGGAGUUGGAGUUGGCCGAUGAGAAAAAACUUCAAAAGUCUUUGUCUGAAAAAUUGAAGGUUGUGGAAUCUGAGAACGAUCAGCUCUCUGCUAGGGUCAAAGAGUUGGAAGGAGGAGUUUAUGAGGCUUUUGCCCAAGGGUUUGACCGUGCUGUUUCCCAAGUCAAGGUGGUGUGUCCGGAAGCUGAUCCUUCAAAACUUGAUGUCAUGAAAGUGGUUGUUAACGGUGAACUUGGGCCGAGCUUAAGCACUUCCGAGUGA